AUGCCUCGUGUCGCCCAGAUGCCGCGCGCCAGCGCUGGCAGCAGAACCGCCUCCGGCUCCAUGGGGGAUUCCCCUUUCAAGUCAUCCGGCAUCAAAAUUCCCCUGAAUGACGACGUCUCCGAGAAGAAGGGCCGCUCGCAGCAGCGCCAGGCCCUGCAUGAGAAACAGAUCAACGACCUCCGAGCCGCAGCCGCCACCCCCUUGCGCAAGGCCAGCUUCCGCCUCUCCGAUGCCGAGAACCAGACGCCCGGCUCCAAGCAGGGCACCCCGCGCCGCGGGCCCGCCGGCGCUGGCGCUGCCGGCGCCCCAGCCGGCGACGACGACGACGUCCUCUACGUCGGCGGGAGCAGCGUCACGCCUAUGAAGCGCGUCCCCAUCCUGGCCAACUUCGAGGAGUGGAUGAAGAUGGCCACGGACAACAAGAUCAACGCCACCAACUCGUGGAACUUUGCCCUGAUCGACUACUUCCACGACAUGUCGCUCCUCAAGGAAGGCGACGGAGUCAACUUCCAGAGGGCCAGUUGCACCUUGGACGGCUGUGUAAAGAUCUACACGAGUCGAGUCGACAGCGUCGCCACCGAAACCGGCAAGCUGCUCAGCGGUCUUGCCGAUAGCAACAACAAGAAGAAGGACCGGGAAGGCGACGGCGACGAGAGCGAGGAGGAGGUGGACGAGGAUGGCAACGUCGUAAGGAGGAAGAAGCAGAAGCGACAACGCUCGUCUGAAGCGACCAUGGCUCCUUCCUUUGCCUCGUUGCAGCUGAAGAAACUAGAACUCGAAUUUGCCGUCGACCCCCUUUUCAAGAAGGCCUCGGCCGACUUCGAUGAGGGUGGCGCUAAAGGCCUGCUCCUCAACCACUUGAUGAUAGACGGCCAGGGCCGCAUCGUCUUUGACAGCAGUGAUGAUGCGAACGAUGCCUCGGCAGACGGCAUCAAGCCCAGGCGCCGCGAAGACGCCCUCGAGGAAGAUGAGGACAUGGUUGAUGUCGACGAAAAAGAUGCCACCAUCCUUGAGCAGGAAGAGGAGCCCGAGGAGGAGGUCGAGGUCGAUAUCGGUGCCCUUGGUGCCAAAUUCUUCCCCGACCUCAGCAUACUGGACGGCCAGGACAUCUGCCCCUCGCUAAAGACUUUCGACUUGGGCGACCCCUCGGGCUCCCUUGACGUUCCGUUCCUGCGUGCGGGAGAAGACUGGACACAGGACCAAGAUCCCGACGACGCCGAUGGGCAACGGGCAACUGGCGACAAUUCUGGCAUGUUCAUUGACGAAGACAACCCCCUGGGUUUUGAUGACAUGACGGCCAUGGGCGGGUUCGAUGUAGUCGAUGUCGCUUUUGGUGAGGGUGGUGAGGCGUGGGCGAAAGAGGCGGCUCUGGACCCCCAGAUGCGACCUUAUCACGCGGGUAAUGAAGACGACAUGGUCGGCGGCGAUGGCUCUGGGUUCGACGACGAGAACGGCGACUACGUUGUCCGCAUGAAUAUUGGCAAGGAGAGCGACAAGAUGCAUGAGGACAUCCUUGGCUACUUCGACCAGGCCCUGCAAAAGAACUGGGCCGGGCCCGAACACUGGAGGAUACGGAAGAUCAAGGAUGCCAGCAAGCAGGAUACCGCCACUCGCCCACGCAAGGAGAAGGAGCCUUUCGAGAUCGAUUUCGCCUCGCCUUUAGACACCAAGCUAGGCGAGCAGAUCUAUACUCAUGCCAGCAGCAACGCCGCCAUAUGCAUGCCAAAGAAGGAUUGGAAGUCCAAGACUAGGAAUCUUCUCCCAGACGACAAGCACUUCAACUCGAAGCAGUUGCUGAGCCUCUUCCUCAAGCCCAAGGCACGCCUGAGCAGCCGGAGACGCAUGAUUAGUAGAAAUGGCAUGUUCGGGAAUGCUGGUUAUCAGGCCAACGAACCCGAAGGCGAGAUGGACGAGGCCUUCUGGGCCAACAAGGAGCCACUCCAGAGCACGGAGCAGGAUGACACGGUUCUCCCCCAGGGUGACUACGACGCCAACUUCUUCGACGAUGAGAUGCCGCUACCUGGUGGUGGCCUGCUGGAUGACGAUGAUGACCUCGAGUUCGCUGACGCAAGGGAUCACUUUUCCCCAGGUGCCGAGCCACCUAUGACAGAGAACGUGGGCUUCACGGCGAUGCUGAAUGGCGGUCUUACUAUGGGCGGCUUCGGCACUCAGCUUGUGACAUCUACCCGCAGGUUACGACCGGAAUACGUCCAGUACGCCAGAGUAGCCAAGAAGGUCGACAUUAGGCGGCUGAAGGACGAGAUCUGGAAGCGCAUGGAUAUGGAGAAGCUUGACAGCGUCGACCGGACAAGACUACCUACACCGCCAGAGUCAUCCCCUAUGAAGCAGCCAUCGGCAGAUGACCCCGAGCUAAAGUUCACCGACGUCAUGAAUGAGCUGCAGGUUGUCUACCCCAAAACCGUUCUGGAUGACAUCUCCACCAGCUACUGUUUCAUCAGUCUGCUACACUUGGCAAACGAGAAGGGUUUGAUAAUCGAGAACACGCCUGAGCUCAUGGAGCUGAACAUUCGGAAAGACUGGUCAGCAGAGGCGAUGGAGGAGGGCUAG
Messenger RNA from Neoarthrinium moseri, 2568 nucleotides. RefSeq lists its product as uncharacterized. Gene Ontology annotation, cellular component: condensin complex. Bases 1 to 2568 code for a protein of 855 amino acids. Gene Ontology annotation, molecular function: chromatin binding. The transcript has 4 exons. The record is from RefSeq and is a predicted model, not a curated record. Gene Ontology annotation, biological process: mitotic chromosome condensation. NCBI's taxonomy places the organism in Eukaryota, Fungi, Ascomycota, Sordariomycetes, Amphisphaeriales, Apiosporaceae.